Molecule: messenger RNA, 535 nt
Organism: Paramuricea clavata
Lineage: Eukaryota; Metazoa; Cnidaria; Anthozoa; Malacalcyonacea; Plexauridae
Source: the annotation of a GenBank genome assembly
AUGAAUGUACAGGUAUUACAAGAACUCAAUACCACAGCAACCUGGCUGGAACAAAGACAUUAUUGUCUGGUGCUGGAAAGAAGCAGAGAGACUGAAGUUAAAAUCGGAAGAUUAUACUGGCGUGCUUUUGUUUUUGAUGAAAUGAAAAUCCAGGUAAAAUGUUAUUUGUUAUCAAUUGUUUCACUGUUUUACUCAUAUCACUUACUUCCUAUCCCAACUAUGUGCUAUUUCCUCAUCCAAUAUUCAUUAUUCUAAAUUUAACCUGCAUUUUUUUCGUAGGAAGAUCUUCAGAUGAAAACGAGUGAUGGCAAUUAUCAGCUAGUUGGAAUGAUAGAGCUGGGGCAAUUUCAUAACAAUGUGAAACAAAUCGAUACAGGUAUUUAAUUAACAGCAUGAUAAUCAUCGCAUGAAUUAGAUUGUUUAGAUAAUAAAACAGUCUAUAGAAGAAAUGUCCUUUUUAUGUUGUAGGAUCACAAGCUGCACAAAUCGCCACACACAUUCUGCAAUUUAUAUUCCUGAGUGACUGUGGAUUCAG